GUGUAGCACAAGCUGAGAGAGAGCGGACAGUGAGCCCGCUGCUGCCACCUCAACAUGGAGUAGAGAGAGUCCAGCAUUACUGCUAAGGAGCGGAUCCCACAGAGAGGAAUACGCGACGGCCUCCACUUGGUUCAUCCGCCGAAGUCCUCGCAAAUGCUACAGAGCCAGUUGUUUUUAGUAAACGCACAGGAAAGCUCGGCUUUUAUUUGAAAGAUGGCGAACGACUCUCCAGCUAAAAGUCUAGUAGACAUAGACUUGGCUUCAUUGCGGGAUCCAGCUGGGAUAUUUGAAUUGGUGGAGGUGGUUGGAAAUGGCACCUAUGGACAAGUAUACAAGGGACGUCAUGUCAAGACUGGACAGCUGGCUGCCAUCAAAGUCAUGGACGUCACAGAGGAUGAAGAGGAGGAAAUUAAACUGGAGAUCAAUAUGCUGAAGAAGUAUUCCCACCACCGAAACAUAGCCACCUACUACGGUGCUUUCAUUAAGAAGAGCCCCCCGGGACACGAUGACCAGCUAUGGUUGGUGAUGGAGUUCUGCGGAGCUGGUUCGAUCACAGACCUGGUAAAGAACACCAAGGGGAACCAGCUGAAGGAAGACUGGAUCGCCUACAUCUCCAGAGAAAUCCUCAGAGGUCUGGCCCAUCUUCAUGCCCACCACGUCAUUCACCGUGACAUCAAGGGCCAGAACGUCCUGUUGACUGAGAAUGCUGAAGUCAAACUAGUUGACUUUGGCGUGAGUGCUCAGCUGGAUCGGACAGUGGGGAGGAGAAACACCUUCAUCGGGACCCCUUAUUGGAUGGCCCCUGAGGUCAUUGCUUGCGACGAGAACCCAGACGCCACAUACGAUUACCGAAGUGAUCUGUGGUCUUGUGGUAUCACAGCUAUUGAAAUGGCUGAAGGAGCACCACCACUUUGUGACAUGCACCCAAUGCGUGCGCUCUUCCUUAUUCCAAGAAACCCUCCUCCCAGGCUCAAAUCUAAAAAAUGGUCCAAAAAGUUUUUCAGUUUCAUCGAGGGCUGUCUGGUGAAGAACUACACGCAGCGCCCCCCGACUGAGCAGCUGCUGAAGCACCCCUUCAUCCGAGACCAGCCCAACGAGAGGCAAGUCCGAAUUCAGCUCAAGGACCACAUCGACCGUACCAAGAAGAAGAGAGGAGAGAAGGAUGAGACAGAGUACGAGUACAGUGGCAGUGAGGAGGAGGAAGAGGAUCCCCCAGAGCAGGAGGGAGAGCCCAGCUCCAUUGUCAAUGUGCCAGGUGAGUCAACCCUGCGCCGCGACUUUAUCCGCCUGCAGCAGGAGAACAAGGAGCGAUCAGAGGCCCUCCGCCGGCAGCAGCUCCUCCAGGAACAGCAGCUCCGGGAGCAGGAGGAGUACAAGCGCCAACUACUGGCCGAGAGGCAGAAACGCAUUGAGCAACAGAAGGAGCAGAGGAGGCGGCUGGAGGAGCAACAGCGACGUGAACGGGAGAUGGCCGACGAGCGCUACCGCAAGAACAUUCAGGGCUCCCCUCAGACCGCCCCUCCUCCCAAGCAGCCCCCUCUGCCUCCCCGCUCCUCUGAACCGUUCUCCAACGGUGGCUCUUCCUCCGAGGCCUCCGCCAUGCACCGGCCCAUGGAGCCUCAGGUACCAGUGAGGACAACAUCCAGGUCUCCAGUACUGUCGCGCAGAGAGUCCCCUUUGCCAUCGCAGCCCGGCAACCAGGGCGGACAGAGGAGCGCUGGCGGUAACGUGGAGCAGCGCCCUCUGUGGGACCGAGUGGAGAAGCUGCAGCCUCGGCCCGGCAGCGGCAGCUCAUCUGGCUCGUCCAACUCCGGCUCCCAGGCCAGUCCUGGUGACCGCUUCAGGCCACGCUCUUCCUCCAAAUCUGAAGGGUCGCCUCUCCAGCGGCCUGAAAAUGUACCCAAAAAACAAGAUGAAAAGAACCUCGCUAGGCCUACUCGACCAGCUGGUGAUGCGGACCUGACUGCUCUGGCCAAGGAGCUGCGUGCGGUAGACGAUGUGAGGCCUCCCCACAAGGUCACCGACUACUCCUCCUCAAGCGAGGAUUCGGGCACCACUGACGAGGAAGACGACGAGGAGGUGGACCAGGAGGCAGGAGAGGAGUCCACCUCAGGAGCUGAAGACUCCAGGGCUGGAUAUUCCCAUGGCUUCUACAGGAGGCUGAGUAACGGGGAGACGGAGUCCGCCAAGACCAUGCUGGUUGAGGACUCGGAGAGCGACCAAGCCAUCACGCCCUCCAAGGAUGGCACGCUGGUCAUCAGACAGAGCACCGUUGACAUAAAGCGGUUGGUCAAUCUCUCAUCCUCCUCCUCCUCCUCUUCCUCGGCUGGCUCUGGUCACGGCCACGGCCAGCCCCAACCCCCCAACCACGGCUUGCCGGAGAAAAACGGCUUUGCCGGCCGCAUACGCCACCUUCCAGACCUUAUCCAGCAGAGCCAUCACUCCCCUUCCUCUUCCACAACCAUCCCUUCCUCCUCCUCCUCCUCCUCCUCCUCCUCCUCUUCCUCCUUCCCCUCAUCAUCUAGUGUGGAUGGUCGCAACCAGAAGGUUCUAGUCCCGCUUGGUGCUAGGUUCCUGGAGUCUCCCCCCGCUGCAGAGGGAGAGGAGGGGGCCGUGUCCCCUCCUGGGUUUCCGGAGAUCUAA
This is a messenger RNA of Morone saxatilis (striped sea-bass), 2643 nucleotides long. RefSeq names its product mitogen-activated protein kinase kinase kinase kinase 4-like. Lineage: Eukaryota; Metazoa; Chordata; Actinopteri; Moronidae. The record is from RefSeq and is a predicted model, not a curated record. Gene Ontology annotation, molecular function: protein kinase activity; ATP binding. Gene Ontology annotation, biological process: protein phosphorylation.